Pollicipes pollicipes is the source of this 5212-nucleotide messenger RNA. Its product is annotated as tyrosine-protein phosphatase Lar-like. The record is from RefSeq and is a predicted model, not a curated record. Gene Ontology annotation, biological process: protein dephosphorylation. Lineage: Eukaryota; Metazoa; Arthropoda; Thecostraca; Pollicipedomorpha; Pollicipedidae. Gene Ontology annotation, molecular function: protein tyrosine phosphatase activity; protein binding.
AUGCAGCGUAGGGAGCCGGGCAUCGAGCUGAGGCCGCAGGAGCCGGCCCCGAUCGGCCGCUCGGUCCUCGUGCUCAGCAACGUGCGUCAGUCCAACAACUACACGUGCGUGGACACUAACGAGCUCGGCUCGGUGGCCAGCAUGACGCAGGUCAACGUGCAAGGGCUGCCGCGGCCGCCGACAAACCUGCGCGUGUUGGACGUGACCUCAGAGGCGGUCCGCCUCUCGUGGUCGUACGACCUCGACCAGGAGACCAUCAAGUACUACGUCAUCCAGUACAGCCAAAAAUAUGGUGUGCAGCAGGAGAUCAACGGCGUGAUAUCGCUCCACUACGCGGUGCCCAACCUGGCGCCGUUCACCGAGUACGAGUUCCGCGUGAUCGCUGUCAACAACUUGGGCCGCGGCCGGCCUAGCGCGCCCGUCCAGGUCACCACGCACCUGACAGAGCCCGGCUCGGCGCCCAAGAACGUGCACGUGCGGCCGCUGGGCUCCAGCACGCUGGUUGUCAUGUGGGACAGCCCCGACCAGCCUGUCGUCCAGAUCACCAGCUACAAGGUCUACUUCACGAUGACGCCCGACCUGCCGCUGAAGCAAUGGGAGUCGGAGGUGGUGUACGCCGGCGGCGGCACACUCAUCACCCUCUCCGGCCUGGUCCCGCACGAGAUCUACACGCUCCGUGUACAGGCCGAGACGCUGGCCGGGCCCGGGCCCAUUUCGGUGCCGGUACGCGCCAAGACGCAACAGGGCGUGCCCAGCCAGCCGAACGGCCUGGACGUGGUGGAGAAGGGCGCCACAACGGCCGUCCUCAGCUGGGAGCGGCCCGUGCACUCCGGGAGGGGCAUCAUCAACUACGUCGUGUACUACAACGACACGUACGAGAAGGUGGAGCGGCGCAUGGUGGUGCCACUGCACGAGCGCUAUGAGAUGAAGGACCUGCACCCGAACACGCUGUACUACGUGUGGGUGGCGGCCGUCUCUGGCAGAGGCGAGGGUGCUGCCACGCCGGUCGUCCCGUUCCGCACCGAGGAGUAUGGAGACCCACCAUCGCCCGAGGCGGACUCGCGCUCGCUGCUGGUCUCCUGGCUGCCGCCGUCGGCGGACCUGCGGAACGGUGCCAUCCGCUACUACAAGAUCUUCUUGAAGCGCUCUGGCCAGGACGACUCGGACGCGGUUGAGAUCAAGCUGAAAGACCCGUCGCAUCGCAACUUCACGGUGGACGAGCUGCGCAAGUACACCGAGUAUUCCAUCAGUGUGCUGGCCGGCACGCUGGUGGGCGACGGGCCGCAGAGCCACCCGGUCCUGGCACGCACCGAAGACGACGUGCCGGGCAAGCCGCGCAACCUGACCGCCCGCGUGCUGAACUCGACGGCCGUCCGGCUCACCUGGUCACUACCCACGGACCGCGAGCGCAACGGCCUGAUCCUCGGGCACCAGGUCCUCGUGCAAGAGCUAGGCACUGAGGGCAACGGCCGCUCGUCCCGGCCGCGACGCUACGAGAUCCGCGACGGCGAGGCGGCCGACUACACGGCGGCCGACCUGCAGCCCAGCACCUCCUACCUGUUCCGGGUGUCGGCACUCACUCGCAAGGGGGACGGCUCGCGCAGCGACGCGGCGCGCGCCACCACACAGGGCAGCGUGCCCAGCCAGCCCGACGUGCACAUCAAAGUGAUCAAGGAGGAGGAGCGGGUGACGCUGGACGUGGAGUGGUCUCGCCCGACCGAGACGCACGGUGUGUUACUCGGCUACCGGCUGCGCUACGGCCGGACGGGCGACGCCGCCAGGCUCAGGGAGGUCACCAUCGCCGGAAACACGACCCAGUACAAACGGCUCAGCGGCCUGGAACGUGGCGUCGAGUACGAGUUUCGCGUGAGCGGCCGGAACGACGUCGGCCACGGCCAGGAGCAGAUCAUCACGUACAACGCGAGCGAGGGCGCGCCGUCCGGCCCCGUCACCAACGUCACGUUCAGAUUUCAGGCGACCGAUCGGGUGGCGUUCACCUGGGAUCCGCCGCGAUCGGACCAGCGAAACGGCAAGAUCACCGGCUACAGUGUGCAGCUCCACAAGGAGGGCAACCUCGACCACGUGGAGCGGAUGCACCCCAACGACACCAAGGUGGUGUUCACCAAGCUGGAGGAGAGCACGGCGUACGUGUUCCGGGCGCGCGCCAACACGUCGGUGGGCGCCGGGCCGUGGAGUGCGCCCUUCUCGGUCAGCACCGAGAGUGACCUGGUGCGGCCGCCCAUCAACCUGCGCGCCAUGGCCACCAGCUUCUCAAGCGUCGAGGUGUGGUGGGAGCACGUGCACACCGCCACACAGAUCGUCGGAUACCAGGUGUUCUACGCCAUGGCGCCCGGGACGGACCUAGACGCCUGGUCGUUCAAGAAGGUGCCGAUCACCACGUCUGCUGAGCUGAAGAACCUGGACAAGCACGCCCAGUACGCCAUCGCGGUGGCCGCGCGCAGCAAGUCGGGUCUGGGCCGUCUCUCGGACCUGAUCCGCGUGCGCGUGAAUCCAAUCGACGUGCCGCUGAACCUGCACGCGCUCAACGUGCGCGCGCACGGCAUGUCGCUGACGUGGCGCCGGCCGGCGCACCUUGACCCGCGCAACUACCGCAUCCGCUACGACGCUGUCAAGGAGUUCCUCGAUGCCGAGGGCGUAACACAGUCGCGUCGCAUCGAGCCGCGCUCGCUGAUCCUGGACGCCAAGCGGUGCGAAAAGAGGAGCGUCUGCCGCAAGCAGAUCGAGGACCUGGAGCCGUUCACCACGUACACGGUGAACGUGACGGCCGUGCCCGACGACAACGGCUACCGCGCGCCGGCCAAGAUCCGCGUCACAACUCAGAUGGCCGCGCCGCAGCCGAUGGCGAAGCCCGACCCGCUGGGCGUGCGCAACCAGAAUGUGAUGGUGAUCCUGCCGCGUGCCUCGGAAGAGUACGGCCCCAUCUCGCACUACCUUGUCGUGGUGGUGCCUGAACACGACGUCAGGGACCAUCCGGAUUCGCACAGCACAAAGAAGAUGGUGGAGGCGAAGCGCUCCGAGCUGAUGCCCAACUACCGGCCGUACAUCACCGCCAUGUUCCACCAGCGCAGCAUCCCGUACACCUUCGCGCUCGGGGACGGUCGCAAGUACGACGGCUUCGUCAACAAGCCGCUGGAGAAGGGCAAGAAGUACCGCAUCUUCGUGCGUGCCGUCGUGGACAUGCCGGCGGAGGACCUGUUCACGUCCAGUCCGUACUCAGAAUUGCUCAGUCUGGACAUGAAGCGGCCGCGGGCGGGCGCGUCGUACUCCUCGUCCAGCCUGGUCUGGGUGGUGGGUCCGACGGCCGUCGGUCUGUUGCUGCUCAUCAUCCUGGUGCCGUACAUCGUCAUCGCCGCCAGGAGGUGUGGCAGGCGGCGCCAGUUGCAGAGGUCGCCAGAGCCAGCCACCGUGAUGAAGCCGCCGAUGUGCGACAUGGCGGCGCCGGCCAGACACUCGCAGACCGACCCGGCCGAGGUCCGGCGCCAGAACCUCCAGACGCCCGGCAUGAUACCGCACCCACCCGUACACGUUAGCCAGCUGGCCGACCACGUGGAAGCGCUCAAGGCCAACGACAACAGCAAGUUCUCGCAGGAGUACGAGUCGAUCGAGCCGGGUCAGCAGUUCACCUGGUUCAACUCCAACCUGGACAAGAAUCAGCCCAAGAACCGAUAUGCUAACAUAUUAGCGUACGACCACUCGCGCGUGGUGCUGCAGUCGGAGGAGGGGCUGGCGGGCAGCGACUACAUCAACGCCAACUUCUGCGACGGCUACCUCAAGCACAAUGCCUACAUCGCCACCCAGGGCCCGCUGCCCGAAACGUUCUCCGACUUCUGGCGCAUGGUGUGGGAGCAGCGCAGCUUCACUAUCGUCAUGAUGACGCGCCUGGAGGAGCAGGCGCGCAUCGAGUGCGAUCAGUACUGGCCCACCAAGGGCACGAAGUCGUACUGGCCCAUCCACGUGACGCUCACAGACAGUCAGGAGCUGGCCAGCUACGUGGUCCGCACCUUUCAGCUGCAACGGGCCGAUUCGCUGGAGCGGCGCGAGGUGCGCCAGUUCCAGUUCACGGCAUGGCCUGACCACGGCGUGCCCGACCACCCGACGCCGUUCCUGCUGUUCCUGCACCACGUCAAGGCGCUGAACCCGGCCGACGCCGGGCCGAUGGUGACGCACUGCUCGGCUGGUGUGGGCCGCACCGGGUGCUUCAUCGCCAUCGACAGCAUGCUGGAGCGCAUCCGCUCCGAGGCCACGGUUGACGUCUACGGUCACGUGACUUGCCUGCGAGCCCAGCGCAACUACAUGGUGCAGACCGAGGACCAGUACAUUUUCAUCCACGACGCGCUGCUGGAGUCGCUGGUGGCCGGCAACACGGAGGUACCGGCACGUAACCUGCAGGCCUUCACAUCGCAGCUGCUUCCGCCGACCGGACCCGGCGACAACAUCACCGGCAUGGAGCUCGAGUUCCAGGAUCAGCACUGGACUGGUCCCGCCCCGCAGGAUCAGCACUGGACUAGUCCCGCUCCGCAGGAUCAGCACUGGACUGGUCCCGCUUCGCAGGAUCAGCACUGGACUGGUCCCGCCCUGCAGGAUCAGCAUGUACCGACGGCGUUCGCGUACCGAGCGGCGCUCGAGUGCCUCAACACGCUCGACCACGUAGUGCUCGAGCGUGAGCCGCAGCGGCGAUUGAGCGAGCGAGCCUGCCGGCCGGGCGCCUGCGACGGUGCCGACAUAUCAGGGCGGCGCGGCCGACUGCAGCAGCACCGCCGCCAAGGCCCACAUUUCCCCUGCCCGCGACCGCCAUACGUGACGUGAUACGGCGGGCGGCCGGGCUCAGCCAUGCGCACAAGGUGCUGUACACAAGGCCGCUGUACAUACGCCCGUUGGCAUAACGAGAGGUAACGUGCCGCGCCGCGGUGCGGUGCGCCAAACAUGUGUAAGAUGUUGUGGCGGCGUGCCCGUCGCACAUAUCAGUGACGCCCGCCUGAUGCAUGUUCGCUAGCCGCGUCCCGGGCUCCGCUGCCGAGUCGACAGCCGGAGCACGGUCCUGAUCUUUCUUCUGCGUUUUAGAUUAUCUGUACGCUGCAUUUUGUCGGCGAGACGGUUCGAAGGGAUUUUAUUUGCACAUGGUGUUCGUCUCCUCGUGACGUGUCGGCGGCUGGCGUCACGGCGACGGUGGCGGCGCCGCCAGGCCCUGCGU